Messenger RNA from Solanum stenotomum, 1487 nucleotides. RefSeq lists its product as uncharacterized. Gene Ontology annotation, molecular function: DNA binding; DNA-binding transcription factor activity. The record is from RefSeq and is a predicted model, not a curated record. The transcript is spliced from 7 exons. Bases 206 to 1126 code for a protein of 306 amino acids. NCBI's taxonomy places the organism in Eukaryota, Viridiplantae, Streptophyta, Magnoliopsida, Solanales, Solanaceae.
AAAAAAUAAUUCCAUGGUUUGACAAAUGGAACGAAAAUCUCCCAACACCCAUAGAAAAAAGUGACACCAAUUAAGUUUCUCCUUUCCCUACCCCAACAAGAGAAAAGACUUUUAUUUGUGUCUGAUGAUCAUCAUCCAUAGAAGAUCUUGAAGGAAGAAGGAGACUUCUUUUUAUGGGUUUGUUCUUGCAUCAACGUCAAUAAUCAUGACAAGUGAUUCCAUUGAUCUGAAUGAAGAAGUUGGUGAUGAAGAAGCCAUUGAAGUUAUUAUUAGUGAUGAAAGUCAUGAGAAAAUUAUAGAUGAAAAUAAUAAUAGUACUAGUUGUGGGGAUUAUGAAAGUAACAAAAGAGUUAGACAAUAUGUUAGAUCAAAAUUACCAAGGCUAAGAUGGACUCCUGAACUUCAUCUCUCUUUUGUUAGUGCAAUUGAUAGACUUGGUGGUCAAGAAAGAGCAACUCCAAAAUUGGUUCUUCAAAUGAUGAAUGUGAGAGGACUUAGCAUAGCCCAUGUAAAAAGUCACCUCCAGAUGUAUCGAAGCAAGAAACUUGGAGAAUUUGGACAAGUACUAGGCCAUGGUUAUAGGAGAAAUCAAGGAAGAAGUUAUCUCUAUGGAAAAUUAAGCCAAAGAUUAUUUAACCCUCUUCAAGACUUCAAAAUGAAGAAUGGUGCAAUUGUUUUAGCAAGGAAUUUUAAUGAUGAAGACAAUAAUGUUAACAACCAUUUCCAAAAUUCAUUUGCAAGAACUCCACAUGAGACAAAGGAAAAUUUUUCAAGAUACUUAGAAAAUCAUGAAAUUUGUCCUGUUAGGCAAAGGCAUUUUCUUGAAGAAAAAAGGUGGCCUCCAUGUGAAUUCAAUCAAAAUAAAUUGAAUUCUCAAUCUUUGUUUCAUCAAACUGGACCAAAAUGGAGUUGCACAUAUAACAGCAUUGGUCCAAAAUUUAAGACCCCUCUUAGAUUUGAGAUGAAACAAGACAAGAUGUUCAUUAAAGAAAAAGAUUAUUGGUUGCGUGAUUUACAAUUGGGAUUGAGCACAACUGAAGACAAUAAUAUUAAGGAGAAAAACUCAUCAGAUAUAAACACAAUGCUCUCUCUUUCUUUGCCUUCUUAUUCAUCAAGUGCAACCUAAGAGAUCGCCCUAUGAUGUGCUGACAAAUGGAUUGAUUGGAUCGGAUAUGAACAGGUUGAAAAUGAGUUAUUGAAAAACGUAUAAAAUAUCUGAUCUGCUUAUUACAUUUGUUGUGAUGUUAUUGGCACAUAUAUAUAGGAUCAACCUAGGUAGGAGGCUAGUACUUGAUAUCUCACUACGUAUGCAUAUAUCAUAAAAAAGGUUCAAUUGCAUUGGGUGAGAUCUCCUAAGUACUUGCUUUUGUUGGUUGUUCAAUUUGUGUUGCUUGAAUUCUUCAAAAAUAUCGUUUUGUAUGUAUCAGAUUCUUCAAAAGUUAAUUAUAUUUUUAGAGGAUUCGAUAUGCAUGCAACAUAAAUUUUGU